Messenger RNA from Daldinia loculata, 888 nucleotides. RefSeq lists its product as uncharacterized. Gene Ontology annotation, cellular component: mitochondrial outer membrane. The record is from RefSeq and is a predicted model, not a curated record. The coding region runs from base 162 to 488 and encodes 108 amino acids. Gene Ontology annotation, biological process: mitochondrial outer membrane translocase complex assembly; protein insertion into mitochondrial outer membrane. The transcript has 3 exons. Lineage: Eukaryota; Fungi; Ascomycota; Sordariomycetes; Xylariales; Hypoxylaceae.
ACAGCAACUUACACCUUAUUCCACAGCAUUCGCUACCUUUCAACUUUGAUUGUGUAUUGAUUGUGUAUUGGGGAUAAGCUAGCCGCCCCCCAGCUGGUGGAACCCAAUCCUGCCAAUGCAUCAGAUCUACAACCUUCGAUCUUUCACUUCACCUUCGAAUCAUGUCGCUCUCCGGUUCCUUCGCUAUGCCCGAUACACCGGGCUCCGAUAAUGACGAUAUCGAUUCCCUUCCUUCCACCUCUACCGAAAGCUUCACAACCGAUGAUGACGAUUUCGAUGCGCAAAGGGAAUGGGAGCAGAGCUUAGAACAGUUACAACUACUCUUAACUAUGGUCUUGGUGCCAUUUGCUGGAAAAUAUCUCGGCCGCAAGUUUGCCUACUGGAGUUGGGCACGAUAUAUGGAAUGGAUGCAUAAUGUUGAGAUCAAAUGGACGAAUAAAACGGCAUUUAAAGCUUCAGGUGCAGUUGAAGCAGCGGCGACGCUUUGAACAACCAGAUUUCUGGUCUACCUAGAUUUUCGGAGGGACACUUUUUGCGGAUAUAGACCGGAUGGCACCCUAUUUGUGUAUAUAAGGGCAUUGAUGUGGAUACAGGGGAUCAUCGGCAUGUGACACCGUGAUGCCAAAAGCAAUCAAAAUUACCAUCUCGGCAGCCCAUCCCUAACCCCGGAUACGUCGCAUGCUACCGUUAGGCCUUGAUGAUUCUCAUCCGAGAUAGCAAAAUAAGAGCCUAACAGCAGCUCCGAGAAUCUUUCAGUAUCUUUGGCUUUAAAGAUGCCUUCUUCCGGGGCUCUAGCGUGCCACGAUAAUAGGAAAUAAAUUCUCGUCGUCCAAUUGUCGAACUCGCUAGAUCAGCCUGCCCUGUUAAGAGGAGCCAUAGGUAAUCGAA